This is a messenger RNA of Paramecium primaurelia, 1542 nucleotides long. Lineage: Eukaryota; Ciliophora; Oligohymenophorea; Peniculida; Parameciidae. The record is from the annotation of a GenBank genome assembly.
AUGAUUGAAAUAAGAAGACCACUUUCAGAAAAGAAUUUAGGAAAUAGAUCAAACAAAGAUUUGCAAAGACCUAAUUCAUCUAAUUCAUAAUAAAAAUAGAAUUUGUAAACUAUGAAAAGUUCAAUAUAAUUACAAAAACAAAAUCAAAACUUUUAUUCCAAAUAUUUUAGUAGUAAAGAUUAAAAAGAGAAUAUUGAAAUACGUUCAAAUAUAGAUAGAAAUCAAUCAGCUAAAUAAAAAUAGACACCUUAAGAUUAUAAAAAAUUAUAGGAUAAACUCCUUUAUUUAGAAAAUAAAAUAUCAUCAAUUAAAUCUCAUAUAGAUAAUAGUUAAAGAUAAUCAAAAAAUAGUAUAGCUUCUAAGUUUUUUUCAUAAAAUACAUCAAAUAAUCAUAAUCAAAAUUCUUCAUCAGUAUAAAAAUGUGUAUAAAUUGAUUUUACUAAUAGAGGAUAAAAAGAAUAAAGAGAAUUCACUCCUCAAUAACAAAAUAAAUUAAAAUCAAGUACUCUAAUUAAUAAUAAUAAUGAAUAUAAAUCUUCUAUUGAAGGUACAAUAAUUAAGAAACCAAGUUUAUCUACUUUUGUUACUUAAGUAAAAGCUCCAUUAACAGAAAAUAAAACUAAUUUUAAAAAUUUAAAACCAGAUUCUGCAAAAUCUGGUAGUAAUUCAAUUAAGACAAAUUUUAAAAGGAAAAAUUCUCAAGAAAAAACAGUAGAAUCUUCAUUUUUAUAUUAUAUCUCUUCUAUUAUUAAAGGAUAUAUGUAACCUGAAAUAACAAGAUCAAUAGAAUUAAUUAGAGAACAUUUAUUAUAAACUAUGUAAGCAUCCUUAUUUUAAAAAUCUGUUAAAAUAGUUUCAAAUUUUGAAGAUAAAAAAAUCAAUUUACCCUCCACAAAUAAAAAAACAAUUGUAUUUGAUUUAGAUGAAACUCUAAUACAUUGUAAUGAAUCAAUUUAAGUUCCAGGAGAUAUUAUUUUACCAAUAAAAUUCCCAUCUGGAGAAAUUAUAGAAGUAUAAUAUUAUUAAAUAUAUUUUUAGGCUUCAAUUAAUAUUAGACCAUAUGCUUAAUAAGUAUUAUAGACUUUACAUAAACAUUUUGAGAUCAUUGUAUUUACAGCAUCACAUUCUUGCUAUGCAAAUGUAGUUAUUGAUUAUUUGGACCCUCAUAAAAAUAUGAUAACUCAUAGAUUUUUCAGAGAUAGUUGUAUGUAAACUGAAGAAGGUGCUUACAUAAAAGAUUUAAGAGUAAUUGGAAAUAGAUCAUUAAAUGAUAUGGUUUUAGUGGAUAAUGCAGCAUAUUCUUUUUGUCUUUAACCAUUAAAUGGAAUACCAAUUAUUAAUUAUUAUGAUAAUAAAAUGGAUUAAGUAAGUUAUUUUUAGUGAUAGUAGGAAUUAUUAUAUUUACAAAAUUAUUUGAUGUCAUUAAGAACAGUUAGAGAUGUUAGAUAAUACAAUAGUUAAAAUCUUAAAUUAGAUAAAUUUGCACAAUUUACAGAUCCUAUUGAUUUAUUACAAUCUCUUCAUAAAGAUUAUAUCCCUUGA